CCAAGUUACUUAAGUGCCUUAGCCAGGAUCCACUGUUUCAAUUACCUCCACCCAAUCCAGCUUCUGGGCCACCACCGCGUUUGUGUAGCCUCGCGGCGCCUCGUAGUAGUCAGCCAAAAGUUCUAAUUCUCCUUCAUUACCUACCAAGUAGUAAGAAAAAACUUGGGAUCUUCAUCACCCAGCGAAUGCACUCGAUAUCCUUUACGAUCCAUCCCUUACAUGUCCGAUCCAGCCAUCCCUAAUAUUCGUCUUCAUACCGGACGCAGAGCACCCUCUUGCCCUGUCCUGUGCGUGGCCUGGCCUGGCCUCUCCCUUGCGCUGCUCCCACUACCCUUGGAGAGGCUUGAAAACCCAGCGCAUUCUUUUCAACCAAAACCAUUUGUCGAUUCGGCCAUCAUCCUGUCGCAUUAGGAUUUGCGAUCCUCCCCGGCCUCGGGUUGGUGGUGACCCAACCACUGUCGUUCAGCUUCCCUCCCCCCCUCCUCCUCCCCCAUUCCGACGUUUGGAUACAUUGAAACUAUGGCAUCUGAACAGGCUCACGGCGUGACGCCUCCCAUUUCCGUUCAACUCCCAACGGAAGCCGAGCUGCGACAAUCGGACGCUCUCCUGGAAGAAUUGAAGCGUCAAAAGACCUUCGAGAGUCCCGCAGAGACUGCCAAGAGAGAAGAAGUCCUAGCCUCGAUCCAAACCAUUUGCGAUGCGUUCGUCCGUCGAGUCGCCCAGGAGAAAGAACCCAAGAACGAGGUCCUCAUACGGAAUGCGAGGGGCAAAGUCUUCACUUACGGCAGUUAUCGCCUCGGCGUCUACGGCCCCGGCUCUGAUAUUGACACUCUCAUCGUCGCGCCGAAAUACGUGACCCGCGAGGAUUACUUCAAGUUCUUCCCAGAUCUGCUCCUCUCGAUGGCCCCCAAAGAUGCCAUCACUGACAUGGCUGUCGUGACUGAUGCUUUCGUACCCAUCAUCAAGUUUGAGUACUCUGGCAUAAGCAUUGAUUUGAUCUUUUCUAGGGUUAUUCAGAAGCAGCUAUCUCCCGAUUUCAAAGACCUCAAAGACUCCGGCCUGCUGCGCGGCCUGGAUGAGGCAGAGCUGCGAUCUCUCAACGGCACACGAGUAACGGACGAGAUCCUCACGCUUGUCCCCGAACAGAGCACAUUCAAGAAUGCCUUGCGAGCCAUCAAGCUGUGGGCGCAACGGCGUGCUGUCUACGCCAACAUUAUGGGUUUCCCUGGUGGUGUUGCUUGGGCCAUGCUCGUCGCACGCGUCUGCCAGCUCUACCCAAAGGCUACGUUCUCGGUGAUCGUUAACAAGUUCUUUUUGGUUAUUAGCCAAUGGCGCUGGCCGCAACCCGUUCUCCUCAAGCCCAUUGAGGGUGGGCCUCUUCCUGUUCGAAUCUGGAACCCCAAGCUCUACAAGGGUGAUACCUAUCAUCUAAUGCCCGUCAUUACUCCUGCGUAUCCAUCUAUGUGUGCUACUUUUAACAUUACUCGUUCGUCAAUGGCGAUUAUCAACCGAGAACUUAAGCGCGCUCUUCAGAUAUCUGAGAGCAUCAUGGUGGGCAAGCGCCCCUGGAGCGAUCUUUUUGUCAAGCAUACCUUCUUCACCGCAGGGUACAAGUACUACAUCUCUGUUACCUCAGCAGCGAAGACAAAGGAGGCCCACACGAUCUGGUCUGGUUAUGUUGAGUCCAAGGUUCGAAUGCUAGUGCAGAAACUUGAGCAACACCAGUCCAUUGCUCUAGCUCAUGCCUUCAACAAGGGUUAUGAACGACAACACCGAUGUCACAAUCAGGAAGAGAUCGAGGCUGUGCAGGAAGGGAGCCUCGACUAUCUAUGUAAAGAAGACACUGGGCACACUACUGCUGUCAAGAUUGAGCCCGCAGUCGCAGAGCUACCAAUCAAGGCUGAGAACGGGGAGAAUGGCCUGCCUAUCAAGUCUGAGAAUGGUCAGGGCGACGAACAGGUCAAGACCGAGAACGGUGAGAAUGAUCCAGUUGUUAAGCCUGAGCCUACAGAAGAGACUGGUCCUAUCACAGCCGUGCCUCUCAAACCUGAGACACUGGAUGAGUCCAAACCAACAGACACUACGACGGCAAGCGGCCCAUCCGACAUCUACACAACUACUCAUUAUAUUGGCCUCGAGUUGGCUUCUGGCGCCAAAUCACUUGAUCUUUCUUACCAGGUUGAUGAGUUCAAGGAACUUUGCACCUCGUGGCAGAAGUACAAGGAUGAUCUGAAAGAUGACGUCUCUAUUGGCGUUCAACAUGUCCGAAACUUCAACUUACCAGACGAUGUAUUCGACGACGGCGAGAAGAAACCCCAGAAGAAGGCUGCAGCUAAGGGCUCAGCCAACGGCAAGAAACGGGGCCCCCCAGAGGUAUUUAAGCAUCACCGGGCGAAUUCCCAUUGCCGGCCAAGAUGCGCUGUUCCAGAUGGCACAUCCCUCCCAGCUAGGGUAUACUAAUCCUUGUAUAGGAGAAUCCUCCCCCAGCGAAGAGACAGCAAGCUUCGGUUGCCGCCGCAGGUUGAGCACGAUAGCAUGCUUCGCAUUCCACAUAAAGGUUGGCUCGGAAGAGCUUGACUACAACUCAAUUGUGCAUCUUGCACUAUAUUAAAACAAAAAAAAGAAUCAAGAAUAUCGGCAAGUCCAUAAGUGGCUGGACGAUUGGCAUGUGGCUGAUCACGUAACUAACAUAAGAUAAACAAAAAAGUUCGCUUUCAACCAGACUGAACUGCAUCAACUACCAUGGUAAGUUGGCAGUGCCAGCCUGAUGUGUUAAUGCAUUACUGGCGGCGUUAUUUGCGAUUGGAAGAUUGAAUAAUCUACAUUAAUAACAGCAGAAAGUGAGAGAGACAGAGAGGCACGUAGUAGUGCGGGAAGGGCAGCUGGCCAAAUCAGCAUGUUGUGCUUCGCAGCAACAUAUUUCCAAACUGGGAGUUGUCUAGUCGCCGGGUCGAUAACGUUAAAAGACCUCCAGCAACCUCAUAUUAUAUCUGUACCUAGGAAAUGGCCAUGCUAGAUCAAUACAAACUUUUUGAGGCUCGAUGAGCCUCAGGAGAUUUGCUCCAAAC
Fusarium verticillioides 7600 is the source of this 3068-nucleotide messenger RNA. RefSeq names its product poly(A) polymerase. Gene Ontology annotation, cellular component: nucleus. The transcript has 5 exons. Lineage: Eukaryota; Fungi; Ascomycota; Sordariomycetes; Hypocreales; Nectriaceae. The coding region runs from base 520 to 2460 and encodes 646 amino acids. Gene Ontology annotation, molecular function: RNA binding; poly(A) RNA polymerase activity. The record is from RefSeq and is a predicted model, not a curated record.